Cololabis saira (Pacific saury) is the source of this 6342-nucleotide messenger RNA. RefSeq names its product unc-5 netrin receptor Ca (gene unc5ca). NCBI's taxonomy places the organism in Eukaryota, Metazoa, Chordata, Actinopteri, Beloniformes, Belonidae. The record is from RefSeq and is a predicted model, not a curated record. Gene Ontology annotation, biological process: netrin-activated signaling pathway. The transcript is spliced from 18 exons. Bases 275 to 3127 code for a protein of 950 amino acids. Gene Ontology annotation, molecular function: netrin receptor activity; protein binding. Gene Ontology annotation, cellular component: membrane.
GCGCACGAAGUGGAAAGCGGAGAGCAGUGGCGAGGCAGCACCGCCGCUGACAGGAGGAGUGACGGGAGCCCGCGGUUAUUUCCAGAGCCUCGAUCACACUUUUACCCACCGCAUUUUGAAACUAGAGGUUUCAGGACUUCACACCUUCGCGUCGUCUGUCCAGGACUCCAUCAGCGGAUCCUGUGGUGGAGGAGCAGGGGGUGGGGGCUUCUUAUUUCCCCCAGUCGUGGACGAAGGAGUUUUGUGCGUGUAUGUGUGUUACGCCGUGUCUGUAAUGGGUAAAAGUGGACUGAAAAGUGGAGUGGAGCUCGGUGGCAGCAGCUUGCUGAGAAUGCCGGGGGUCCUGCUCCUCUUGGUGCUUGCGCACCCGGGACUCGCUCAAGUGAGAGAUGAUGAUGAUUUCCUGAGCCUGAGUGAGCUUCCGGAAACCUUCCCUUCUGACCCCCCAGAACCCUUACCCCACUUCCUGUUUGAACCAGAGGAAGGGUACAUAGUCAAAAACAAGCCUGUCAAUCUCUACUGCAAAGCGACGCCUGCUACUCAAAUCUACUUCAAGUGUAAUGGCGAGUGGGUUCAUCAGAAGGACCACACCGUAGAGGAAAGGGUUGACGAGAACUCAGGUCUAGUGGUAAGAGAAGCCAGUAUUGAAAUAACACGCCUGCAAGUGGAGGAGCUGUUUGGUCCAGAGGAUUUCUGGUGUCAGUGCGUGGCCUGGAGCUCUGCUGGAACCACCAAAAGCCGCAAGGCAUUCGUCCGCAUUGCAUACCUGAAAAAGUCAUUUGAACAGGAACCCCUGGGAAAGGAAGUGUCGUUGGAGCAGGAGGUGCUGCUACAGUGUCGCCCUCCGGAGGGCAUACCAGCUGCUGAGGUGGAGUGGUUAAAGAACGAAGAGAUAAUAGACCCAGCCGAGGACAGGAACUUCUAUAUCACCAUCGACCACAACCUCAUCAUCAAGCAGGCGCGUCUGUCAGACACAGCCAACUACACGUGUGUGGCUAAAAACAUCGUGGCCAAAAGACGAAGCACCACAGCAACGGUUAUUGUCUAUGUGAAUGGCGGCUGGUCGACAUGGACGGAGUGGUCACCGUGUAACAGUCGCUGUGGACGAGGCUUUCAGAAACGAACCAGAAGCUGCACAAACCCCGCCCCUCUUAAUGGAGGACUUCCCUGCGAUGGACAGGCUAUACACAAGCUGCCCUGUACAACGCUGUGCACUGUGGACGGUGUGUGGACAGAGUGGAGUAAGUGGUCAGCCUGUGGAACAGAGUGCACACAGUGGCGGAGGAGAGAGUGCAACAAUCCAGCACCAAAAAAUGGUGGAAAGGACUGCGAAGGAUUGGUACUCCAGUCACAAAACUGCACAGACGGACUUUGUAUGCAAAGUUCAUUGUUUCAGAAGUCCACUGAGUCCAAAGUAAACAUGGGAAUUCCAUCUGCUCCGACUACGGACGGUGUGGCACUCUACGUGGGCAUAGUCAUCGCAGUGAUUAUGUGCCUGUUCAUCUCCGUCAUCGUGGCACUCUUUGUGUAUCGAAAGACGCACCGUGACUUUGACUCAGACAUCAUCGACACCUCGGCGCUAAAUGGAGGAUUCCAGUCUGUUAAUAUCAAGACAGCCAGAUCAGCGGAUCUACUCACGGCCCCUCCGGACUUGACAAACGCAGCUGCCAUGUAUCGCGGUCCGGUUUAUGCCCUUCAUGAUGUAUCCGAUAAAAUCCCAAUGACCAACUCCCCUCUCUUGGAUCCUCUUCCUAACUUGAAGAUCAAAGUCUACAACUCAUCGGGUCUGGUCACACCACAGGAUGACCUUGGAGGGGACUUCACGUCUAAAUUGUCUCCUAAGGUUACUCAGUCUCUGUUGGACCACAGUGACACCAUGAACCUUCGCAACCAGAGCUUGGCCCGGACCCGAGAUCCUUCCUGCACUGCUCACGGGUCCUUCAAUAUUCAGGGAGGACACCUCAUUGUACCCAACUCCGGUGUGAGCCUGUUGGUUCCAGCAGGUGCUGUCCCUCAGGGUAGGGUGUACGAGAUGUAUGUGACGGUGCACAGGAAGGACAGCUUAAGACCCCCUGUAGAAGACAUCCAGACAGUGCUGAGCCCGAUGGUGAGUUGUGGUCCUCCAGGAGCUCUGCUAACCAGACCAGUGAUCCUCACCAUCCACCACUGCGCUGACAAUGUCCAGGAAGACUGGCUCAUACAGCUCAAGAACCAGCUGGCCAUGGGAGAGUGGGAGGAUGUGGUUGUAGUGGGCGAGGAGAACUUCACCACACCCUGCUAUGUGCAGAUGGACUCAGAAGCAUGUCACAUAUUGACGGAGACACUGGGGACCUACUGCCUGGUUGGCCAGUCAAUCGGCAAAGCAGCCGCCAAAAGGCUCAAACUGGCGGUUUUUGGUCCCGUCUCAUGCACAACUUUGGACUAUCACAUCAGGGUCUACUGUCUGGAUGACACUCAAGAUGCACUUAAGGAGGUCCUUCAAAUGGAGACGCAAAUGGGAGGGAAGCUUCUGGAUGAGCCAAAGACUCUGAACUUCAAAGACAGCACACAUAAUCUGAGACUGUCUAUCCACGACGUGCCACACACACACUGGAAGAGUAAACUCAUUGCAAAAUAUCAGGAGAUCCCGUUCUACCAAGUGUGGAGUGGCAGCCAGAGAAGUCUUCACUGCACCUUCACGUUGGAGAGACUGAGCUCAGCCACCACAGAAAUCAGCUGCAAACUGUGUGUGCGUCAGGUAGAAGGAGAAGGACAGAUCUUUCAGCUCAGCAACACGUUGGAGGAGGAGGUCCAGUGCAUAGACACAUCCUUGAUGGACCCUGCCAGCAACAUCACAACCUUAACGGGGCCUAAUGCCUUCCGCAUCCCUUUAUCCAUCAGACAGAAGUUGUGUGGCAGUCUGGAUGCACCGCAGACCAGAGGUAAUGACUGGAGGAUGCUGGCUCACAAACUCAACCUUGACAGGUACCUGAACUACUUUGCUACCAAGUCCAGUCCAACAGGUGUAAUCUUGGAUCUCUGGGAGGCCCAACAUUUCCCUGAUGGAGACCUAAAUGAACUGGCAGCGGUGCUGGAAGAAAUGGGUCGCCAUGACAGCAACCUUGCCUCCAUGACAUCGGAGCACUGACGGGGCACCGUGGUUACGAUGGCUGGACCUUGGAGUUAAUUACAGAAGAAUUCUCUCUGGUUGACACUGCUGCCAGGCAAUGGAUUGAAUAUAUGUUAACAAAAGGUAUAGUGUCACCAUGGAUAUUGAGCUCUUUUUAAAUACCAUGGUAAUCAUGCCGACAUGGUAACAGAGAGAGUGAGAGGUGCUGGAACUAUGUAUGUGUCUUUUGCGUGUGUUUUUGCAAGAUGUUGUCACCACAGGAGAGAUACUCCUACCUAUCAGGAAAAAAAACAACACAAAAUGUACACAUGCCUAAAAAAAGGCGAAAAAAACACACUUAUUGUAACACCAGUUAUUUUCUUGCUGUUACUUUAAUACUGAACAAACAAGCAAAGAAACUGAAGUUCUGACCUUGAAGAUCUCUAUCAGGGAUUGGAAAAGAAUCAUAAAGGAAUAGAUGGUAAACUAAUUACAGAAGAGUGGGAGAAGGCAGAUUGAGGAUAAACAAAGAGGGAGCUAGACUCUUUAGAAGGAUGAGAGCAGACACAGAGAGCAGCUAAACUAAUUACAAAGGAGAGAGAUGGCAUAAACAUAAAACGAUGGCAGCAGCGGUAGGUGAUCAUCUAGACGGAAAACAGAUAAUGAGAGGGGAGCGACUCUUCUCUUAGAGCCUUGGCUGUACGCGCCUGUUAGUACAGUUUGUCGUCUUUAUAUCGUUUCUUAGGGAACGCUCUAUGUAUUCUGCUGUCCAUAUGCGUGGAUCAUUUCGUCCUAUAAAAUUUGCUAUAAAGAUUGUUACGAGUCCUGACCAGAAACAAGCCUCAAAUGGCCCCUUCAAGUGUUUUUUUUUAAAUAUUGUUGUAGUUUACGUAAGGAGUCUGUGGCUUUCUUCAAAAAUGCUUGAAGAUUUUAAAUCAUCCAGGUUGAAGGAAACGGAACACGAAAAACACCUGAUCUUGCUGACUACAACUGCCUGUAAACUUUAUAAAAUAAUAAUAAAAAAAAAGCCAACCCAAAGAUUACACUUCACAUGGAUGCAAGUAAAAAAAAAAAAAAAAUGUUGUUAAAUGUGUGCAUUUAAUAAUAUAAAUGAAGCAAAGUGUGGAGGAGCACAUAAUAGGGCUAAAAUGUUUUUCAAGGAGGGAUGUUUUUGUUUUUUUUUUCCAGUUUUUCCAAUGUCAACAGCAUUGAGUGUUGCAAUGCGCUCCAUGGUGAUGCGGCUGUUGAAUGUUUGUGUGCAGCUGCAGGGUGGACACUUAACCACAGCUCCAUAUCCUGGAGCUUCUCUGCUGCAGUUUAGUGGCUUGUUUCUGGACGGGUUUGAACUCUUAACUUUUAAAUCCACUUAUGUAAAGAAUCAUGCAUUAUCAGUAGAUACAAUUUACCUAUAUGUUGAUUUAUUACUCCACACGUUUCUCUUUUUGUGUUCCAUUAUCAAAUGUCAGUUGGCGUUCAGGCCACGCUGUGACUUUGCUGGUCACUGGCACCAUCCAGUGGUCUUUGAAAAAGUUUUUUUUCUUCUUCAUAAUCAUCUAAAGUGUGUAAAUAUGUGGUUAUCAGGUUCAACUUAAUGUAAUUGUAUUACUGUAAUAUUUUUGUUCAUUGAUCAUUAUUAUUUACCUUAUUUUGGUCACUUAAUGUGUCUUAGAGUGAAAAACAUUGAUGGGAACAUGUCCAUUUACCUGCCCUACCCUCCAUUAUUUUCCAUAUAAAUUUCAGUAACUAACAUUCCAAACACGAUAAAUCUAUUGAAGAUGUUACAAACAUGAGCUUGUGAUCGACAUAAGGAAACGGGAUGACGUAAAAUGAAAUGUAAGCUAUUUUUGGUCUGCAGAACAUUGUGAAACAAGGCUGACAUUCAAACGCUCGUCUUCACUCAACAGUGUCUCAUGUAAAAGUUGGAACUAAAAUUCACUACUAAUAGAGAAAAUAGGUUUAUUUUUACUGGCUUUUGAACCGUUGUCGGAUGAUGUUUCCAAAAUGUGUCGAAAAUGUUUAGUCUGUUCAUCGAGAAAAGGACAACGUGAACAUCCAGCUUACAGGAAAUAUUCAAAAAAAGUAGAGUUAAUAUAUUUUUAUUCUGAAAUAUGGAGAGAUGCCAUAUGUAACGGAACAACAGGUAUGCAGAGGAGAUGUUGUAAAUGUAAAAAAAAAAAAAAAGAGAGAGAGAGAGAUGUUGAGGUGAAGACCAAGUCAGAAGAUCAAAUCUUUACCUGUACGUACAGGAGGAAAUCUUUGCACAUCUAUUUACCUUUUUCUUUCUUUUUUUUUUUUUUUGUUCAGUCGGUUGAAAAAGUGCAACUACAAGAUCCAGUCGUCCUGUAUGGGUGUAAAAACACAGAACCGUCAUAACAAGUAGUUAUGAUAUUGGGCAUUGCAUUAUGGGACGAGUACGAACAAUAGAGAGGAUGUUUGUAUGUUUUCUAACGUAACUUCUAAUGUCAGGUAUGAGGAAGUCAAAGGGAAGACUUGGGACACUUUUACGAGGAUAAAAGCCUAACGCUUCAAGUCAACGGUUCCGUUUCUGUCAGGGUAAUACAUGUGCGCAGCUUUGAUACGCUUUGAUUAUCCACGUGUCCGGCAAUUCAAAGGUUGAUCAUUAAUUCUUAACUGGUUGAACACAUUCAAAGAACCAAUUAAGUAAUUAGGAUGAGAAUAUUGUAAUAAACUCAAAUCCUAAUGUUAUAGUUUACCAGCAAGGUGGACUUCUGUUAGGCAAGAUAAAGGGAGUUCUUGUGUGAGGGGAGUACAUGAGGAUGACCCCUCAUGAUGUGAACAUGAAGAAAGUAGUGUCAAGGUAUCAAAGUAUGUAAAAAUAUUUUCUAUCUACAGUAUGUACAGUUGUGUACCAUUGACUAUAUUUCUGAUUAUAGAAAAAAAAAAGAGCAGUACAGUUAGACAAUAGUUUGUAUGUUUGAAUUUCUUUCUUUUCUUUCUAUGGCUUUAAAGUUUCCUGUUUUGUAAGAGCAGUGUCUACUAUGCAAACUUGGCAUUGGUUAUCAUGAUAGAAGUCUAGAUCUAGAGCUGUCCUUGUAAGUGGAUUUUGAUUUGACGAUCAUGUGUGAUUUGAUUUGAUUAGUGUGGGAUAGUGUUGGUCCAUUUUAGCUAACUGGCACGCUUCAAGUCUUGCUCAAUUUUGCUGACUGCUUGCCCCUCUAUCUCCUCUAAUUGUUUUCUGUACAAAGUGUAAGAAAGAAUUUUUAAGACGAUUAAUAAAUUAUAUUUAUAAGCAA